Funneliformis caledonium is the source of this 428-nucleotide messenger RNA. NCBI's taxonomy places the organism in Eukaryota, Fungi, Glomeromycota, Glomeromycetes, Glomerales, Glomeraceae. The record is from the annotation of a GenBank genome assembly.
AUGAGUGAUUUUGAAUUUACUUACAUGGAUUUUGAGAAAUACAGCACUAAUGCUUCCGAAGAAAGUAAUAAAAAGAAUAUUGAUCAAAUUGUUCUUGCAAGUAGCGAAAUUGCCUCUGAAAAUUCUGACUUUUAUAGCAAUUCCUUUCAAACAAUACAUGAUGAUAUAGACGUAGAAAUUGAAAGGACCUCUACAACAGCAAUGAGAAUGGGAAAAGUUAAAUUGAAUAGAUUAACAGAAAGGCCUCAUAUGAUAACUCCAGAAAAGGCUUCAAUAAUGGAAGAAAAAUUAGGAAGAGAAAUUUUAUCUUUGUCUAUACUUGAUCAAUUAUUUGAAUUUGAAGAAAAACCACCUAAAACUGCAAUAUUAAAAGUAUUAUCAGAGCUUCAAGCUAUCUCUUCAGAUUGGACGGCUGAAAGAGUCAAACA